Messenger RNA from Arctia plantaginis, 264 nucleotides. Lineage: Eukaryota; Metazoa; Arthropoda; Insecta; Lepidoptera; Erebidae. The record is from the annotation of a GenBank genome assembly.
AUGAUGGCGAGAGGAAGAAAGUUGGUAGAACUUUUUUUUUUGAAUACUUUGGCGGUUGGAGAGAGAACAGUUAAAACAGCUAUAGAGAAGUUGUUGCCCACUGGGAUACAGGAGAAAGACAGACGUGGAGGACGCACAAUAGCGAAUAUACAAAAAGAUGAUCGUGCCAAAGCUCUAGUUGAAGAACACUUUAAGCGCUUCCCAAGAGUAGAGUCUCAUUACUGUCGAGCCAAAUCUACUCGUGAAUAUUUGCACUCAGAUUGA